CGCCCAACAUCCGAGGACUUUGGCCCAGAGUAACCCAGCUCGCGUGACCUUUACCCUCCAUUCCGCACCUCUAUCUGCCCGCCCCGCGAGAGGGCGGCGGUUGGGCGCCCGCGCCGCUCGGUCCCGAGCCCCAGCUGUCCCCCUCCCGGCCCCUCCGCGCUUCUCCUCGUCAUGGCGGCCCUCAGCAAGUCCAUCCCUCAUAACUGCUACGAGAUCGGCCACACUUGGCACCCUUCCUGCCGGGUCUCCUUCCUGCAGGUCACUUGGGGCGCCCUGGAGGAGUCCCUGAAGAUCUAUGCCCCCCUGUACUUGAUUGCAGCAAUUCUCCGGAAACGAAAAUUAGACUAUUAUUUGUACAAACUACUCCCUGAGAUCCUACAAUCUGCUUCAUUUCUGACUGCUAAUGGGGCCUUGUAUAUUACUUUCUUUUGCACUUUAAGGAAGAUACUUGGAAAAUUCUACUCAUGGACUCCUGGCUUUGGUGCCGCUUUACCAGCAUCUUAUAUGGCCAUUCUAAUUGAAAGAAAAAGCAGGAGAGGGCUGCUCACAAUUUAUAUGGCCAACUUGGCUACAGAAACACUAUUUAGAAUGGGUGUGGCAAGAGGAGCCAUCACAACAUUAAGAAAUGGAGAAGUCCUUUUGUUCUGCAUAACAGCAGCCAUGUACAUGUUCUUUUUCAGGUGCAAAGAUGGUUUGAAAGGAUUUACGUUUUCUGCACUUAGGUUCAUUGUAGGCAAGGAAGAAAUUCCCACACAUUCUUAUUCACCAGAGGCAGCAUAUGCAAAAGUGGAACAAAAGAGAGAGAAACAUGAGGAAAAACCAAGAAGAAUGAAUAUAAUUUCUCUAGUUAGGAAACUUGUGAAUUUAAUAUGCAAGCAUGGACCAAGGCAUAGAUGUUGCAAACACUAUGAAGAUAAUUGUAUCUCUUAUUGCAUUAAAGGUUUCAUCAGAAUGUUUAGCGUGGGAUACUUGAUCCAGUGUUGCCUGCGAAUCCCCUCUGCAUUUAGGCAUCUGUUUACAAAGCCAUCCCGGCUACUUUCUCUCUUCUACAAUAAAGAAAACUUCCAGCUUGGAGCUUUUCUUGGUUCUUUUGUUAGUAUAUACAAGGGUACUAGUUGCUUUCUGCGUUGGAUCAGAAACCUGGAUGAUGAACUACAUGCUAUUAUAGCUGGAUUUUUGGCGGGUAUAUCAAUGAUGUUUUAUAAAAGCACAACAAUUUCCAUGUAUUUAGCUUCCAAACUGGUAGAGACAAUGUAUUUCAAAGGCAUUGAAGCAGGGAAGGUUCCCUAUUUUCCUCAUGCAGAUACUAUUAUCUAUUCCAUCUCUACAGCAAUUUGUUUCCAGGCAGCUGUCAUGGAAGUUCAGACCUUGCGACCAUCUUACUGGAAGUUCCUUUUAAGGCUCACCAAGGGCAGAUUUGCUGUCAUGAAUCGAAAAGCCCUGGAUGUUUUUGGUACUGGUGCAUCUAAACACUUUCAGGAUUUCGUCCCCAGAUUGGAUCCAAGAUAUACAGUUGUAAAACCGGAGUUGCCGAUAGAGUUUUCAUGAAGAUGGCUAUAAUUUAUUAAUGUGACUAUAUUUCAUCAUUAUAUCCUGAAGAGUUAAUUAUGUUGAAUACAAAGAAGGGGGCCCAGCUCGAACUUCAGUGUUAUUUCAAUGAGAGAUGCUUUUUUGUUUUGUUUUGUUUUUCUUACCAAUCAGAAAUACAGAAGCUUUUUAGGAAGGUGUUGCUUAAUAAUUAAGCUUCCUCUGUAGCCAGAAUCUGAUUCUGGAUCACUGUAGUGGUUGACAUUGUGAUAUAUUAUUGAUUAAAUUAUGUCCACAAAUGAUAUUGAAUUAUCUAUAUAGAAAUGUAAUAACAAGAGUACACUUAAAAUUACUUAAAAGAGUCUUUAGUUCAUUCCAAUAUAAUUCUUGGUUUAAACUAAGAAUAUUUCUCAUUUUAGGAUUUAUAAAGGAUCACGGGUACGUGGAUUUGGUCUGUGAUUAUUUUUAAGUUUUGAAUUGGUAUUUGUAGUAGUAGAAUGUUAUAGAUUUGAAGGAAUUCUCCAUAUACAAUGCUGCUUUAGUAUAGAGCAAUGUAAUUGGAGAAAAGUGGCCAUUCUUACUUCAGGGAUGCAAAGAUGGGUUUUAUACCAUUGGGGUAAAUGUCGUGGUAUCCAUGCUCUUUUUUCAACUAAUAACACCAUCUCUCUCCAUGACCAGUAAGGCUGUUUGGCAGCCCAGUAAACCUACAUACUAAUGGCAGGUUAGGAACAAAUGAAAAUUUACACAUGUGUUUUAAUCUUUUACAAUAGCAUUACACUUGAAUAUUUAAAAACAAAUCUUUUAAACCUCCUAUAGAUAUAUUGUGUCUGUUGUCAUUUAUAGAGGCUGAAUUGUUUAUAACUCAGUUUGUAUGCCAUUGUUUUAGAAAGGAUCAAAAUCCUAUGGAACAAAAGAAGUUUUGCGAAGUUUAGCAGUGUUUUACCCUGUCAACUGUUUCACUUAAAUAAUAGAUGUUUUACAACUAAAACAACAUAAAAUUCCAGCAGUUGUUAAAAAGUUUUUCAUUACUAAUUUAAUUCAUGUUCCUCAACUUCAUUUUCAGAAACCACUGUCAUCCUUUUUACUCUAGAAUAAAGAAGUGACAAAAUGUAGUCACUUUCUCUUGAAGAAAGUAGUUCAGGACAACUGAUGGACAUAUGAUCAUUAUUUACAGUUUUUCAGGGAAAAGUUUUACUUUUCUAAGAUAAUAAAAGGCUUAAAGUGAUUGUGAUGUCUACAGGGAAUGUAAAAUCUAGAAGUGAUGCUAUUUUUGGAAUAUAAUUUUGUUACUAAAAAGUUUUUAGGCCAUGGUAAAUCAUGCAGUAGAAUUUGUGUUAUAAAAGGGAUUUUAAUCCAGAGGUUAAAAAUGCAUAAUCCCCAAUAUUAAAUUUUAUUAAGCCUUGUAUUACUUCUGUUUUUAUGUCAUCCUGUCUUUUGUUGUUAUAACAAAUUGAAACCCAACAAAAAGGUAGAUUCUAGUACUGUGGUAACAGAGAGUCACUUUAGUUGGGUCAAAAUUUUUCAUUGUGAAUAACUUUUUAGAGUAGACUUGCCAUUUGGCAAUACUGUUAAGGGAUCAUUUUGGUUUCAGAUUUCAAAAUUGAUUAAUGUAGUUUUAAGUUUUUAUUGACUGGAAUCAAAAUGAUGAUUGGUACUAUGUUUACUUUUUAAACAUGAAGUAUUAAAGCACUGAGAAGCACCAGCAUGAACCUCAUUUUUCCUGUUCAGAAUUUAUGUUUGUUAUAUUUUUCCUAUCAGGUUAAACAUAGACAUUUAAAUCCAUAAGUUGUUAUUUUCAUUGCCAUUAAAAAGCUAUCAUAUUGAAAAACACAUUCUAUUGAAAUUUUCUAUGAUUGUUUAGCAGAAUUUUGCUGGUUAAGGUGCAUUUCUGCAAUAUAUAUGUAUAUGUAUACAUAUAUCAACAAAUUGCAAUCAUAUUUUUAUUUUAUAUAAAAUGUAAAACAAAAUAACCAUCCUGAAGCAGAAUAUAGUGGUGAAUGUAUAGAUUGAAUGAAUGGUUAACUAAUUUGCAGUGGGGAAUCAAGAAUCAAGAAGUCCAGUUUGAUUCCACAAUGGCAGAUUGCAAAGUAUACUUGUUCAAGCAAACACAAAGAAACUUUGUGUUCCUGAAGACAAUUAAAAUGUCUUUCUACCUCUAACUAAUCAGGUAUUGAUUGACAAUGUAUUGGCAUCUUAAAUAAAGUCAAAUAGACCUCUCCAUUCCAAAA
Urocitellus parryii (Arctic ground squirrel) is the source of this 3755-nucleotide messenger RNA. It is a transcript of the gene Tmem135, whose product is annotated as transmembrane protein 135. Lineage: Eukaryota; Metazoa; Chordata; Mammalia; Rodentia; Sciuridae. The record is from RefSeq and is a predicted model, not a curated record.